This is a messenger RNA of Hevea brasiliensis (rubber tree), 2537 nucleotides long. Its product is annotated as pentatricopeptide repeat-containing protein At1g28690, mitochondrial. Gene Ontology annotation, biological process: RNA modification. The record is from RefSeq and is a predicted model, not a curated record. NCBI's taxonomy places the organism in Eukaryota, Viridiplantae, Streptophyta, Magnoliopsida, Malpighiales, Euphorbiaceae. Gene Ontology annotation, molecular function: RNA binding; protein binding. The transcript has 3 exons. The coding region runs from base 84 to 1703 and encodes 539 amino acids.
GCUAAUAAAUUGGAGAAACAAGCUGCGUGAGCUCGGACUAAACCAAACGGUUGAAUAAUGGUACCAACCUCCAUGGGAGGAAGAUGAAAACUGCCAGGCUACCCUCGAUUAGAGCAUCCAUUUUCUCAUUAUCCCAUACCUAUGCCUCCCAGGGCUCACCAAAACAAAUCUUCCCGCAAAAUGAAGACCAACACAUUAUCCACCGCACCGCGUCCACACUAUCUUCAGUUCUUCAGCGUUACAUCAACUCGGAUAAUCCUUUUUAUGGCCAAAAGAUCCAUACCCUUAUUUUGAAAAGCGGUUUUAUACCAAAUACCAAUAUAUCAAUCAAACUCUUGAUUCUUCACUUGAAAAGUGGGUGUCUGGAGUAUGCACGCCAAAUGUUUGAUGAGUUGCCCCAACGGACUCUUUCAGCUUAUAAUUAUAUGGUUGCUGGGUAUUUGAAUCAAGGAUUAGUUGCAGAAUCGAUUAAUCUGGUACAUAGGUUGAUUCUUGACGGGGAAAGGCCUGAUGGGUAUACGUAUUCCAUGAUUUUGAAGGCAUCUACUAGCGGUGGUAAUGUGAUAUUGCCACCUAAUUCGGCAGGUGUGGUACAUGCUCAGAUAGUUAAAUCGUAUGUUGAACCUGAUGAUGUUCUUUCUACGGCGCUUGUUGACGCAUAUGUGAAGAGUGGGAGGGUUGGUUUGGCAAGGAGAGUUUUCGAUAUGAUGAUAGAAAAUAAUGUGAUAUGUUCAACGUCUAUGAUAUCUGGAUACAUGAACCAAGGCCUUCUAGAAAAUGCUGAAGAGAUUUUUGAAAAGACUGUUGAAAAAGAUGUAGUGGUUUUCAAUGCAAUGAUAGAAGGUUAUAGCAAAUCACUUGAAACGGCUCUUAAAGCGCUUGAUGUUUAUGUUGAGAUGCAACGAUUUGGCUUUAGGCCUAAUUUAUCGACUUUUGCAAGUGUCACUGGGGCUUGUUCUUUAUUGGCAGGAUUUGAGAUCGCUCAACAAGUCCAGGCUCAGCUUUUGAAGAGUGGGUUCUAUACUGACAUAAAAAUGGGUAGUGCUCUUAUAGACAUGUAUUCCAAAUGUGGAAGAAUUGAGGACGCACGAAGAGUUUUUGACCAUAUGCCUGAGAAGAAUGUGUUCUCGUGGACUUCCAUGAUUGACGGAUAUGGAAAGAUUGGAAUGCCUAAUGAAGCACUUGAGCUAUUUCAUAGCAUGCAACAAUGUCGUAUUGAGCCCAAUUAUGUUACAUUCCUUGGUUCUCUGUCUGCUUGUGCACAUGCUGGCUUAGUUGCUAAAGGUCGUGAGAUUUUUGAGAGCAUGGAGAGAGAUUACUCACUGAAACCAGGGAUGGAGCAUUAUGCUUGCAUGGUUGACUUGUUGGGGCGUGCGGGAAAUUUACAACUAGCUUGGGAAUUUGUUGCAGGGAUGCCUGAGAAGCCAAAUUCUGAUGUUUGGGCAGCUUUGCUUAGUUCAUGUAAUCUUCAUGGUAAUGUAGAGAUGGCGAGUAUAGCUGCCAAUGAACUUUUUAAGCUGAAUGCUGAAGGUCGGCCAGGUGCAUAUGUGGCGCUAUCUAAUACCUUGGCAGCUGCUGGGAAAUGGGAUGGUGUAAGUGAACUUAGGGAGAUAAUGAAGUCAAGAGGGAUAUUGAAAGAUACUGGCAGCAGUUGGAUUGGGACUGAAAGCUGUAGUGCAAGGCUUCAAAGGUUGCAAAAGUAGUAAACCAACCUUUUAAGUGAGAAAGGAUGAUUCAUUUCAAUUGCUUUUUACAGCAUUAUUCAUAUGAAUCAUUGAUCACAGCUCAUUUUGUUAUAAGUUCUUCAAGGUAUACGACGCUUUGCUCAGAAAAAUGUUCCACUUGUCAUUGAAGCUGCAAAAAAUACAUUGGUGAAGUUUACAUUAUCAGCUUGCUGUGGAUUAUAGCUUUGGAAUUAUAGGGUUUUAGAUGAAGUGAUGAAUAUCAGAUUAACACAGAUGAGUAGACAUCAAAUGUUGGGGUUUAGUGCAGAUUCUACAGAAGAAUAUUGGAUGAGGACCCAAAGAAAUCCCCUUCAAGUGAUAACAGGACUGUUGACCUUCAUGAUUUGGGUCCAGGUGCUCAAGACUUUAAGCUAAUAAGUUUGAUUGGGGUACCGUGGGAAUCUCAAGAGCAAGGAACUACAUGAAAUUUGACUUGGAAGAUCUUGCAGCAUGGAUCAGAGGGAGUUUAGCCAGCAUAGUUUGAAUCCAAAAAUUUAGGCAAUUAUCCAUUAAAGUCCAUGACCAUGAGAAGAUGAAAGGAAAGGUUGGUGUUGAGUUGCAUAUGCCCAUGUUGCUUCUGUGUGACCGUCAUAGUUGAGUUCGCAUUGGGAUUGAUCAAAGCUCCCUUUCUGAUCAUGAAGUGGUUCACCUCCAAGAUCCCUUGUUAAGGUUUCAGAUUUAUCAUUAUUAGUUAGAUUAAUUCAUUGAUUAUAGGAUAUCAUUGUUGACUUUUUCUUGAGGAUGAUGAUCCAUGUGUCUUGAUUUCCUUUUUACAAGUUAAUAAUAUUUCAUCUUUAAGCUUUGUUUUAGGCA